UCAAGAUCACUGGAAGCAAACAGUGCAUUGCCCUAUGCUUGAGCCUUCAGAUCGCUAGUAUAACAAACCAAAGGGGAAAGGACAGCCCUCUCCUCACCCAUGCUGGUGGAAUCAUUUAUUUCUCACAGGGGAGCAGGCUGAGAAACGUUCUCUUGAUUCUCUGUUUUUUUUAUAUAGGACGAAGCAGUGACAGCAAAGAGGAAUGAACUGGAAGUUACACUUCAGGAUCUCGGCAGGAAGGCAUGUACUUCGCGCCACAAGUUUUGAUGGAUUAAUGAGUUGGCGGCAUCUCUCAAUAUGGGCCCGACAACAUUGUUACAAGAGCUGUUCUGGUUCCAUGCUAUGCAGAAAUCUGCUCCCAGUUUCAUUAAGACCCAUCUUGUGCCCUUCAAAUGGAAACCUCUUGCUGCAAGGGAGCCCAGAGAAUGGCAUGAAAAAUGUGGCAAGCUUACUAAGUGUGAGAAGGUUUCAGUGGGCAAAGACUUUUUCCCUAUCCACUUCUUCAAUGGAGUUCCUUGGCAGCAGGGGAAACAGUGGUGGAAAGGAAAAGCUCACCCUGAAGGAUGUGAUGGAAUUAAUUCAGAAGAAAGAAUGUCAGCGAGUAGUGGUGAUGGUUGGAGCAGGGCUCAGUACGCCCAGUGGAAUCCCAGAUUUCAGGACACCUGGGAGUGGGCUCUACAGUAACCUCCAGCAGUAUAAUAUUCCAUACCCAGAAGCCAUCUUUGACAUAAACUACUUCUUCCACAAUCCUAAGCCUUUCUUCAUGUUAGCUAAGGAGCUGUACCCUGGCAAUUACAGGCCCAACUAUGCUCACUACUUCCUCCGCCUUCUGCUAGACAAAGGGCUCCUCCUGCGUUUGUAUACACAGAACAUUGAUGGGCUGGAGAGAGUUGCUGGGAUCCCUCCAGAUAAACUAGUGGAGGCUCACGGCACAUUCGCCACAGCAACAUGUACGGUCUGUCGAAGAUCCUAUCCUGGGGAGGACUUCAGGGGGGAUGUGCUGGCUGACAAGAUCCCCAAAUGCCCCAUAUGCACUGGAAUCAUCAAGCCGGACAUUGUGUUCUUUGGGGAAGAACUCCCUCAUCGCUUCUUCUUGCAUGUGACAGAUUUUCCCAUGGCAGACCUGCUCUUCAUCAUCGGCACCUCCCUUGAGGUGGAGCCCUUUGCCAGUCUCGCAGGCGCAGUCCGUUCCUCUAUUCCACGUGUACUGAUCAAUCGGGAUUUGGUGGGGCCAUUUGCAUAUCAGCCAAAAUACAAUGAUGUGGCUGAACUUGGAGAUGUCAUCGGUGGAGUGGAAAAAAUGGUGGAACUGUUAGGCUGGGAGGCAGAAUUGAAGGAGCUAAUCAAGAAGGAAAAAGAAAAGUUUGACAGAAAAGACAAAUAGGAAAUCUGGCCUCUGUCUGUUGAAUUCAGUGUUUAAAUCAUGGAGAAAUAGGUUUCAUCCUAGCCAAAGGUGACAGCAAUAAGACCUGGCAUUUGUAAGAAAUGAUACUCCCCACUUUGAUAGAACUUAAUACAUCAGAAGAAUUCCUUGAAGAGCCAUCUGAGUUACAUUGAUCAUCCAAAUAUCCAAGAAGGACUUGUACUAAAAAUGUAUGGUGAUCAAAUGUUAGGUUGUGAAGUGGUUUAAAAAUAUUAUGGAUCUUGGAUGCGAAGAGGAUGUUAAACAUACAUGUUACCUGCUGCUAUAGGUUGCUUGGUAGGUUUUUUAUCUCCCAUUUCUAUUUUCAAUUUGAAUUCCUUGGGUGCUUUAUAAAGCAUCACAGAUAUUUCAUCAGAGAUACUGAUUUCCCAAUAUACUGUCCAUCAGUAAAAGGAUGUGAAUGAGAUCAAAUGGCAAUUAUCAUUUGCCUCAAAAUGAUGGAAACCUAGCUGUUCAGUCCCAUCUAGCUGUUGUGAAGAUCAAUCUGCAAGCAAGAUUCUCAAAGGAAUAUAGCAUAUGUUAAUUUGCAGCAUAUUGUUUAUGUAACAUGGGAUGACAAGGUGUAUAUCAGCAUUUCUAAUAAGAAACUACUACACAACAUCUGUUGUUUUAGCUGCUAUUUGAAUUUGAAAGAGCAUUCAUCCUGCAACAAUAGCUAUUAAUCAAAAUAAAAACACUUUGACAAUC
This is a messenger RNA of Pogona vitticeps (central bearded dragon), 2110 nucleotides long. RefSeq names its product sirtuin 3 (gene SIRT3). Gene Ontology annotation, molecular function: histone deacetylase activity, NAD-dependent; NAD+ binding. Lineage: Eukaryota; Metazoa; Chordata; Lepidosauria; Squamata; Agamidae. Gene Ontology annotation, cellular component: nucleus. The record is from RefSeq and is a predicted model, not a curated record.